Messenger RNA from Drosophila navojoa, 14717 nucleotides. It is a transcript of the gene Mical, whose product is annotated as Molecule interacting with CasL. The record is from RefSeq and is a predicted model, not a curated record. Gene Ontology annotation, molecular function: protein binding. Lineage: Eukaryota; Metazoa; Arthropoda; Insecta; Diptera; Drosophilidae.
UAAACGACACAAAAUUACAGCUAGCAAAAUAGAGGUUUCUUCUAUUGUUUCCUUAUAUUUUACUUUUAACAACCGCAAAUGUUGCUGGUCGUAAAUUUGGCAAUUUAAGUUAAUGCUGCAAGUACUUAUGAGCAAUCUACAAGAUAACGCCUUCGACUGAGAGACUGAGUCAACAUGAGCCGCCAGCAUCAGCGGCACCACCAGCAGCAGCUGCAGCAGCAGCAGCAACAGCAACAGCAACAGCUGCUGACAGCCCAACAGCAGCAACAGCAGGCGCUGUUGAUGGCCGAGCAUGCCGCUGCCGCGGAAGCCGCCGAGCUCUUCGAUCUGCUCUGUGUGGCAACAACAAUGCGUCAGAUAUUGGCUCUGCAUCGGGCCAUGUGUGAGGCAGUGGGGUUGCGCUCAGCGCCGCUGAACGAAUUCUACCCGAAGCUGAAGGCCAAGGUGCGAUCGUGGAAGGCGCAGGCGCUGUGGAAGAAGUUCGACGCACGCGCCGCACAUCGCGUCUACGGCAAGGGCAACGCGUGCAGCGGCACCCGGGUUCUGGUCAUUGGCGCCGGUCCCUGCGGCCUGCGGACGGCGAUCGAGGCACAGCUGCUGGGUGCCAAGGUGGUGGUGCUGGAGAAGCGUGACCGGAUCACGCGCAACAAUGUGCUGCAUCUGUGGCCGUUUGUCAUCACGGAUCUAAGGAAUCUGGGAGCCAAGAAGUUCUAUGGCAAGUUCUGUGCGGGCUCGAUUGAUCACAUUUCCAUCAGACAGCUACAGUGCAUGCUCCUCAAAGUGGCUCUGCUGCUGGGAGUCGAGAUACACGAGGGCGUCAGCUUCGAGCAUGCCCUAGAGCCGACGGGCGACGGCACCGGCUGGCAUGCGGCGGUCACACCCGCGGAUCAUGCUGUCUCAAAUUACGAGUUCGACGUUCUCAUCGGCGCCGAUGGCAAGCGCAACAUGCUGGACUUCAGGCGCAAAGAGUUUCGCGGCAAGCUGGCCAUCGCCAUAACGGCAAAUUUCAUCAACAAGAAGACCGAGGCCGAGGCCAAGGUGGAGGAGAUAAGCGGCGUGGCGUUCAUAUUCAAUCAGGCCUUCUUCAAAGAGCUCUACAGUCGCACGGGCAUUGAUCUCGAGAACAUUGUCUACUACAAGGAUGAGACGCACUAUUUCGUGAUGACUGCGAAGAAGCACAGUCUGAUCGACAAGGGUGUCAUCAUUGAAGACAUGGCCGAUCCCGCCGAGCUGCUCGCAUCCGCCAACGUGGACACACAGAAGCUGCACGACUAUGCACGCGAGGCCGCCGAGUUCUCCACACAAUAUCAGAUGCCUAAUCUGGAGUUUGCCGUCAAUCAUUAUGGCAAGCCGGAUGUGGCCAUGUUUGAUUUCACCUCCAUGUUUGCGGCCGAGAUGUCCUGCCGGGUUAUCGUGCGCAAGGGCUUCCGGCUGCUGCAGUGCCUUGUGGGCGACAGUCUGCUGGAGCCGUUCUGGCCAACGGGUUCGGGGUGCGCCCGUGGCUUUCUCUCCAGCAUGGAUGCUGCUUACGCCAUCAAGCUGUGGUCCAAUCCACAGAACAGUACUUUGGGCGUUCUAGCGCAACGUGAGAGUAUCUACCGCUUGCUCAACCAGACCACGCCGGACACCCUGCAACGUGAUAUCAGCGCCUAUACGGUGGAUCCGGCUACACGAUAUCCGAACUUGAAUCGCGAGUCGGUCAACAGCUGGCAAGUGAAGCAUCUGGUUGACACCGAUGAUCCGUCAAUACUGGAGCAGAGCUUUAUGGAUCCGCAUGCGCUGCAGUUGCCCCACGUGGAGACGCCGGGCAAGCGCAAACGACGCAGUGGAGAUGUCCUGCCGCAAGGUGCCAUUUUGUUGCGCUGGAUCAGCACACAGCUGUGUGCCUUUCCAUUUGCCUCCGAUCUCAAGGAACCCUCGGAUGUCUUUCGCAAUGGUCGUGUGCUGGUCGCCCUCAUCAGCCGCUAUCGACCUGAUCUUAUUGAUUAUGCUGCUACCAAGGACAUGAGUCCGCUGGAGUGCAACGAGCUGGCCUUUGCCGUGCUGGAGCGCGAGCUGCACAUCGAUCGCGUCAUGAGCGCCAAACAGUCUCUGGAGCUGAGCGAUGUGGAGUCCCGUGUCUGGCUAAAUUAUCUGGACCAAAUUUGUGAUCUAUUCCGCGGCGAGAUACCCCACAUCAAACAUCCCAAGAUGGACUUCAGCGAUCUGCGGCAAAAGUAUCGCAUCAAUCAUACGCAUGCGCCGCCCGAUUUCUCCAAGCUGCUGCAGACGAAGGCCAAGGCCAAGUCGCCCAUGCAGGAUGCCGUCGAUGUGCCCACAACAGUGCAGCGGCGAUCUGUGCUGGAGGAGGAGCGGGCCAAGCGCCAGCGUCGCCACGAGCAGCUGUUGAACAGCGGCGGUGUGGCCGCCGGCUCAGCUGCAGCCAGCAGCGCGGGCAGCAACAAUUUGCAACAACAGGCUCAAAGUGAUACACCGCGUCGCUCGAAGAAACGUCGCCAGGCUGAUAAAACGGCGAACAUUGAGGAGCGCCAGCAGCGUCUGAAAGAAAUCGAGGAGAAUCGUCAGGAUCGCAUGAGCAGGCGACGCCAGCAGCGUUUCCAUCAGACGCAGAAUUUCUACAAAAGUCUGCAGCUGCUGCAGGCGGGCAAACUGCUCCGCGAGGGCGAUGGUGUGGCCGAGGGCGUGGCCGAGGAUGGUACGCCCUUCGAGGACUAUUCGAUAUUUCUGUACCGGCAGCAGGCGCCCGUCUUUAACGAUCGCGUCAAGGAGCUCGAGCGCAAACUUCUGUUUCCCGAUCGCGAACGUAACGAUAUACCCUCGGCGAUGCCACGGAGCGCUGCCGAUGAGCAGUUCAGCGAUCGCAUCAAGAGCAUGGAGCAACGCAUGACGGGACGGCCCGGCUAUGGCAGUGAUAAGAAACCCAAAGAUCUGAUGCGUGCCAUUGGAAAGAUCGAUUCGAGCGAUUGGAAUGUGCGCGAAAUUGAGAAGAAAAUCGAGCUGUCCAAGAAGACCGAAAUCCAUGGGCCCAAGGGCCGGGAAAAGGUGCCCAAAUGGAGCAAAGAGCAGUUCCAGGCGCGUCAGCACAAAAUGUCCAAGCCCCAGCGCCAGGACUCGCGCGAGGCUGAGAAGUUCAAGGAGAUCGAUACGACGCUCAAGAAUCUGGACAAACAGCUCAAGGAGGGCCACAAUCUCGAUGUGGGCGAGCGGGGUCGCAACAAGGUUGCCUCCAUCGCUGGCCAAUUCGUCAAAAAGGAUGAGACCAAUUCGGAUGAGAAGAAUGCCAGCAGCAAUGCCACCACAAACACCAACAACACUGUCAUACCCAAAUCUAGUUCGAAGGUGGCGCUCGCCUUUAAGAAGCAGGCCGCCUCUGAGAAGUGCCGCUUCUGCAAGCAAACCGUUUAUCUUAUGGAGAAGACCACCGUGGAGGGUCUGGUGCUGCAUCGCAAUUGCCUUAAAUGCCAUCACUGCCACACCAAUCUGCGCCUGGGCGGCUACGCCUUCGAUCGUGACGAUCCCCAGGGUCGAUUCUAUUGCACUCAGCACUUCCGGCUGCCACCGAAGCCAAUGCCGCAGCGUGUCGCCAAAACGAGAAGAUCCGCUGCACCACAGUCACCUGCACAGCAACCAGCAGCUGCUGCUGGCGCCAUUGCUGGCGUUGCAGCAACCGCUGAGGCGGUGCAGGCCAUGGACACUACGCCCGCCGGAGGCGAUACAAUGGAUUUGUUGGAAACCUCCAGAGCCGCUGCCUCGGCGGAUGCCAUGUCAGAUGACGAAGCCAAUGUCAUUGAUGAGCAUGAGUGGUCGGGGCGCAAUUUCCUGCCCGAGUCCAACAACGAUUCACAGUCGGAGCUGUCCAGCUCGGAUGAGUCCGACACGGAAUCGGAUUCGGAACUGUUCGAGGAGGCAGAUGACUCGCCAUUUGGUGCCCAAACUCUGCAACUGGCAUCCGACUGGAUUGGCAAACAGUAUUGUGAGGAUAGCGAUGACUCGGAUGACUUCUACGAUUCCAGCGAAGGCAUCGCGGAUGAUGGCAAGGACGAUACCGAGGGCGAGGAGUUCAAGAAAGCCCGGGAGCUGCGACGCGAGGAAGUGCGCCUGCAGCCUUUGCCCGUCAAUUUGCCCACGGAUACGGAAACGGAGAAGCCCCAGUUGAGUGUAGAGAAUAAGGAAAAUGUGGAGCGAGCUUCGCUCAAGUCGGCCAACUCCUUCGAGUCGGCCAAAAGUCAGCCGAGCACGCCCGUCGCAGCGCCCACGCGUGCUCAAUUGGAGCAGCUGGAGCGCAAUGCGCCGCGCAAGUUCAGCAGCGAGAUCGAAGCAAUUAGCGAGAAACUGUACCACCUAAAUAAUAUGGUCAAAAUGAACAAAGACCUGGAAGUUCUAGCCAAGGAAAAUCUGGUCAAGAGCGAUAUACUGAACAAGCUUACGCUGAAGGAGAAAUGGUUAGCCGAGAAUGCAGCUAUAGCUGCGGGCAUGGCCAAUCCUACGAAGGCAGCCAAUGUUGUUACAGCUACAAGUCCCGCUGCGCCACCCAAGUCCAAGUUUGAUGAGAAAUAUGAGAAGAUCGUGAGUGGGCCCCAAACGGGAGCUGAGCCCAGGCCAAAGCCAAAGCCAGUCAUCGAUUUUAAUCUGGAUGAGCUGAAGCCACGCAAGCCCAAUUUCGAGGAGCGGCCCAAGGAGCUGCUACAAAAGCCAGAGAGUCUGAAGAAGUCGACUCAACUGAGUCCAAAACUUGAGCGUAAGAGCAGCGCCAAUGUAAGUCGCUCCAACAGCAUAAAAAGCAAUGCCAGCUCCAAGUCAAGUCCGCGCUCGAAAAAGGCGCCGCUGCCCGAUGACAGCAAAAUGCAAAUCGAGAAAAUUCUGGGUGCAAUUAAAAGACCGCAGCGCAGUGAGAAGGAAGAGGAUAUGGACAUUGAUGACGAUGACGAUGAAGCCUUUGUCGAUACGGAAAGCAACACACAGCUCAGUGGCAAGCUCAAGGAGAUCGGAGCCAGUAGCUUUGCGGGCACUAUGGAUCAUAUUAAAUCUCAGCUGACUAUGCCCACGGUGCAUACAGCCAAUGUGGAUCUCUCCAAGUACUUUCCCAAUCAGAAGGAGGAGAAGAGUGCCUCGGGCAAUACUAAUAAGAAUCAGAAGACGUUAAAGGAUGUGGAUCUGGCCAAGUAUUUUCCUAGUAGUCCGGCGCCACAGCGACGCGCUGUUGAAACAGUUGCAGAACGACUAAAGAAGUCACAAACUGAGGCAGCUAUAGCCCAGCCCAAAGAGGCGGAAGCGCCGAAAAGUUCUCAGGCCAAAACGGAUUCCAAGACAAAGCCUGUGCCGCCCAAGCGGCAGGCAUCUCUAAAUGCCUUCAGCUUACGUGACCAUCAGCUGGAUGGGGCGCUGGACUUGAGCAAGAAGAAAGCACCUGUUAAGGUAUUACCACCUGCAUCAAAAACUCCCGCCAAGCCCACCAAUUCAACCACCUUGGCCAAGGCGACAACAACGCCGAAGGGUAAGAUUAAAAUUAUAAAGAAAAUUGUGCCCAAGGGCACAAAGGCCAAAAAGGCAGCGGCUGCUGCUGCUGCAGCUGCAGCUGCCGUGGUGGCAGAGAGUCCACCACCGCCUCGGGAUGAAGCUGAACGUAUUCUAGAUGAGAUUUUGGCAGAUGGGGAGACACGUUCGCCCAGCUCCGAGUAUCAGAAACUAUUUAAUGAUGAAAAGUCACCCAGCGACCUAUCGGACAAGAUCGAACGCAUACUAGAGGAAACGGGUCUCGAUCUCGAGCUGGGCUUACCUCGACGAAACAGCAAAAAGUUAUUGAAAACCAAGUCACUUGGCGAAGGCGACUUUGAUCUGGAGCCAAAGCGACUGAGUGGCGUUCAAAACAUACUCAAGCGAUUCGAGUCCAUGAGCUCUGUCAACUCGCAGCAGAGCGAUGAGCAGACUUCCUUCAAGCUGCGUCGCAUGGAGUCCAGCACCAGCAAUAUGAGUAGCCUGAAUCGGUCACGCGACUCUCUGGUUUCUGCCAGUGACUCAAUGAGUGACCUGGAGAAGACUAUGGAGUAUUUGCGCAACGAAUGGCGGAAUGAAGCAACAAAUUUUCUGCAGAGGAAACGCGAUAAGUUUUAUGCCCAAAAGGAGGAGCAGCAAAAGGAGCAGGAGGUGAAAGCGGAGAUUAGUCGGAGACGUGAGCUGCCCGUGCAAUAUCAGGACUCAAAACUUGCCAAAUUCUUUGGCUUGGCAUCACGCAAAUCGCCCGAGAAGCGCAAGUCACCCAUCAAAAAGCAAAAAUCUCCCACAAAAAAGCAAAGUUCGCCUUGUAAAAUUCAAAAGUCCCCCAAGACAAAUAAUUCGCUGGAGGAGCUGGCCAAGAUUAGCAAUGCCCGGCAGACGAAGCAAGCGCAAAAGAAGCCAACGAAUGUCGUUCCGAAAAUCAAAAAAGUUGAACCCAAGAAGCCAGCAAAUCCAGCACCGCCUGUACCGGAUGACUUAGAGAUCUUACAUUUACUCGAUAAGGCAACAGAGGCCAAAGAGCUGGAGCGCUCCAAGACCAAAAGUCCACUCGUGGAGGAUAUUCCCUUGCCAGCAGCUAAUGAAGUUGUUAACAUAGAAACAGAGACCGUUGUUUCGCGUCCUGUAGUAGAGGAUAUUAAGAAUUUACCCAAGACUGGCUGCGACAAAUCGUUAAACAGUUCUCGACGUGGCUCCCAGUCCAGUCUGGUGCUCUCGCGACGCCAAUCGGACAUUUCGCUGACCGAAAAACUAAAUCAAGAUGCUCUGGAGGCGCUUCAAAAUAUCGAGAUGGAACGCAAUGUAGAGCAUGUCGAUGAGGUCUUCCAGAGCAUGGUCGAGGCAAUAGAUCAGACACCGGAAGCUGCUGUAGAUGACGAUUUGGAUGUUGAUUCAUUGUGCACUACCAUCAGCAAGAGUCCCAGUGUCCAGCCCGUGACGGUGGUCAAGCGAGGCAGCUCCGAGGAGGAGAGCAUCGAGAAACUGUUUAGCAAGUUUUCCGAUGAAAUGCUCGUUAAUGUGGAGUUUGAUUCAAAUGAUGAACUGAUAGGAAUAAGCCCCAGAGGUAGCCUCGUUGCCGGCAGCUCCGCGGAACGUGAUUUUGUGGAUAAGCUGGAGUCGCUGGAACGCGAUGAAGCACCCUUGAAUAGCGAGGAGCCGUUAAGUCGUUUCACAAGCGGAAAGCACGCAGAAAUUGAUGAGCUUAACGAAAGAAAUUUUCCAGCCCGUCCUCAACGCAGGCAAAAAAGCAGCUCCUCGUCCAGUGAGCCGACUCUUCCAGUUGCACCACAGCGGUUAAAGAAGAAAUUGGCCAAAUUGGAUCCGGAGAGUAUGCCGCCUUCCGUGCAGGAUUUGCUGCAGAAGCUGCACGUUAAUAAUGUGCAACCGGAGCAGGUGCAAAUAGAUACUAAGGCUUCUGAGGAAAAGCUGAAGUUUCCUCGACUUCUACCCAACGAAGAUGUUGUUGAUUACGUGGAGGCAGGGGCAGACGUGGUUGAUCAUGUAGAGAAAGUAAUGCCGAAUCCCAGUGUUAAUGGCUUCAACACAGAAAAGCCUGUGAUAGAUGUAAUACCUGACAUAAUAAUAGAAACACCGAUACAUCUGCGUACAAAAUCCGUGCAAGUGCCUAACAACAAUUCAACCAAAAGCGACAGCUCCUCACACAGCAGCCUUAACGAGCCACCGAAGCUCGUGACGCCACCCAAGGCGCGCAGCAAGGAGAACUCGCUUGAUUGGGAUAUGGAAAAGUUGCCCGCUUCGCCCAUGCCGCGUCGCAAGCAACCGCUAAUUCCAGCCAGCAAGGAAGGCUCCCUGGAAUGGGAUAUGGAAAAGCUACCUAAUAGCCCAAUGCCAUUGCGUCGUCGUAUACCCGUAAUCAAACCCUCAGACAUCUCCCCCACCAACUCCAUUCAGCUGCUAAAUAAUCUACCCAGCGUUGAUGAUGAUGAGGCCUUAGCACAGGCACGUCUCAUUCAGGAAUUCGAGCUGGAACGCCGUCAGGCUCUGAUCAAACGUGAUGAGAGCUUUGAGGCAGCAGCUGCAGAGCAGCGUCGACGCGACUCUCAGCAGAGCAGCAGCAACUCCAGCGGCAAGCGCAGUCUUCCGCCUCCCACUCCUCCACAAGCAAGCGUUCGCCGUGGCACCACACAGGCCAGCAGCAGCAGGCGCGAGUCCGCGAGGCGGGAGGGCACGCCUCCCAUGUUUAAGAAAUUGGAUUUGGGCGAUGACACCAACUCUACGCUGGAUUCCACGGCGGACUCCACGCGACGCAGUUCGUUUGCAUUUAUUGAAUUACAGGAUAACAAACCAGUAAUUGUGCCCAUGCCCAAAAAGCUGCAUCUGCCCAAGCUGGAGGCGCCCAAAUAUGUGCCCGAAGCAAGGCCAGAAGAUGAGCCGGUGCCAGAGGUCUUUAAGGAUCGUGCCUGGCCCAAGCCGCACAUCGGAGAACUGCAACUAGACAGCGAAGAUGAAAACGAGGCAGAGCAAGAGCAGAAAAAGCAAUUGCCGGAAUAUGCACGCUCAGACUCUCCGCCCUGCGCUGCUUUCCAGAAUCGACAGUGGCCUGAUGGCAAGACCAUUUUCGAACAGAACAAACGCCCCGAUUCUCUAGAGGUAGAUGAUGUACUUGGCUUGCUGGACGUUAAGCGACGCAAAAACAGGAGAUUCAAUUCAAAUAAGCCACGUUCGCAGUCACCGCAGCCGUUCAAACCACUUGGAGCCAGCGCUCGGCUGAGCUCCAAGUCCUUUGGUGAUCUCAAAUCUGGGCAGUCUGUAUCGGCGUCACAGCAAUCCCUAUCUGCACUCUCCAGUCAGGAUACAGAUACACGAUCGACCACAAAAACCGUCGCAACUUCGCGUCCCUUGAGUAAUAUUAACUUUGAUGACCCGGUAGAUGCCAGCAUGCGGGCUCUACUCGACCGAAGCAAGCGGUUGCACAAUCGAAAGCGCGACUUUGUCAACGAACGCGUCGUGGAGCGAAAUCCUUAUAUGCGUGACGUCAUACGCAGCACGGAUCGCAGUGACUACAUGCCGGAUGAACAGUUGUCCAGUUAUAGGCCCCGUCACUACACCAGCAGCUUGCCGGCCAAGGCGACAACGACGACUACGAGCCGGUUUCCCAGCUCCAGCUCGGCCUACACGCGCAGUCCCGCAUCUCGCAGCAAUUAUGAUUACCUCAGCAAUGCUACCACCAGCAGCAGCGACUACCUCAGCAGAAGACCCUACACGACGUCAACGACAUCCAACUAUUAUCCGAGUACAGCAGCAACAAGUACCACGCAUCUCAGUGAUCUAUUCAGGCGACGCAGUCCCGCCUCCACGUCCAGCUAUGGGCGCAGCGAUUACGGGCUGCCAGCCAGCAAAGAGUCGUGCGUACAAACCGAAUCCGAGAGCACAUCGCCCGACGAAGUUGAGCUUAACUCUGCCACUGAAAUAUCCACCGACUCUGAGUUCGACAAUGACGAGAUUAUACGACAGGCGCCAAAAAUCUUUAUUGACGAUACACAUCUAAGAAAACCGACAAAAGUUCAGAUCAAGUCUACUAUGAUCACAUCUAGUGCCUCCGGUCUGCACCAGAAGCAGCUGGCGGCACGCGAAAAGGGCGGCAGCUAUUUGCAGAAAUACCAACCACAGCCGGUGCAGCCACAGUUUAAGCCACUGGUCCAGGUGGAUCCCACGCUGUUGAUAGGCAGCCAGCGAGUGCCGCUGCAAAAUCCACGACCCGGUGAUUAUCUUCUGAACAAGACGGCCAGCACGGAGGGCAUUGCGUCGAAGAGAAGUCUAGAGCUGAAGAAACGGUAUUUGCUAGGCGAACCGGCCAAUGGGAACAAAAUUCAAAAGUCUGGCUCUACCUCGGUCCUGGACUCGCGCAUACGCAGCUUUCAGUCCAAUAUUUCCGAGUGCCAGAAGCUUCUGAAUCCCAGCAGCGACAUCAGUGCGGCAAUGCGCAGUUUCCUGGAUCGCACGAAGCUGGGCGACAAUGCGCAGAAUGCACAGAAUGAACUGAUGCGUUCGGCUACUACCAAUGUGAUCAAUGAUCUGCGCGUGGAGCUGAAGAUUCAGAAGGCGCCGUCUAGCAACUCCACGGACAACGAGAAGGAGAACGUGUUCGUCAACAGCAAGAACGAGCUGAACAAGGGCAUGGAGUAUACGGAUGCGGUGAACGCUACCUUAAUGGAGCAGCACAACAAAAAAGGAUCACCAACCACGCCCACCAAUAACAAAACUGUCAUCGAGAUAAUUGAUCUGGUCACGCCCGAAACACCGGUGCCGUUCAUUGAUCUCACUGUGCUGGAGACGCCAAAGAAACCAAGUGAGGACAGCACUGAGAUGGUAGAUUCCCCUGCAAAGAUCUCGGACAGCAACAAGUUAAAUGAUCUGAAUCAGGAGGCUGUGAAGCCAGAUGUGUCCAAAGACGUGAAGGAGUGCAUACCCGACAUACUAGGUGACAUCAAUGCAAAGAAGGAGACAUCCAGCGCUGGCGACACUGAGGAGCAACAGUCACUGCUCUGUCAAUCCGACGAGGAGAAGCGCGAUUCACCAGAGAAGGCGGCCGAUCUGGACCAGGAGCAGUAUGAGCAGGAGACACUGCAAAUCCAAGUGCCUAAUAUACCGUGGACCAAGCCCAAGUCAGAAAUGAUGUCGACGACCGCCAGUAGCGCCACCAGCUGCUCCAGCUCGGGCAGCUCCAGUAUUGAAGACAUACAGCAUUAUAUCCUGGAGUCCACGACCAGUCCGGACACACAGACGGCGGGCAGCAAACACAAUGUGCCGCGCGUUGAGGUGCACGACAGCAGCGGAGCUCUUAUGCAGGUGGACAGCCUGAUGAUUGUGAAUGGCAAAUACAUCGGUGAUCCGGAAGAUGUCAAAUAUCUGGAUAUGCCGGCAGGUGUCAUUGUGCCGUCUCCACCGGCGCCAGCUAUAAAGACCAGCGAACUGGAUGACGAGCAUGAGGCGGAUGUUGAACCGGUAACGGCGACUCCAGAACCGGUGGAGUGCACAGUUAUCGAGACGGAGCGUCAGUCCCAACCACCACCCCCACUGCCAGAGAUGGGACCACCCAAGCUGAGAUUCGACAGUAAGAAUGAAAACAAAAUCGAAAGCUUGAAAAAUCUGCCUUUGAUCGUAGAUCAACCCUUGGAGCACAGUCAGGUGGUGAAGCCCAUUACGCUCAAUCUGAGCAGUAGCUUGGCCAAGACGCCAGACACGCCGACCACGCCCACGCAGCAUGAUAGCGACAAAACGCCCACGGCCGAUUUGAACUCGCGCGGCUCCGACUCGGAAACGGAGCCCACUGGCACCGGCCAGGUGCUAACUGAAACGGAGCUUUCCGAUUGGACGGCCGAUGAUUGCAUUUCGGAGAACUUUGUUGAUAUGGAGUUCGUGAUCAACUCGAACAAGGGCACAAUGAAGCGACGCAAGGAGCGACGUCGCAGUGGGGCAGUCAAGCUGCCCAGCAGCAGCGAGGUGCUCCACGAGCUGGCCAAGCAGGCGCCCGUCGCUCAAAUGGCCAUUGACUUUGAUGACAUUGAGUUUAUGGACACUGGCUCCGAGGGCUCCUGCGCCGAGGCUUAUUCAGCGACCAACACGGCAUUGCUGCAUAAUCGCGGCUACAUGGAGUACAUUGAGACGGUGCCCAAGCAGACGGCAAGCACGGACAACACUCGAACAACAGCCGCUGGGCAAACACAGCCGCAGGCCCAGCCACUGCUGACCAAGCGGGAUGAAAAGCUCGGCAUCGAUUACAUAGAGCAGGGCGCCUACAUAAUGCACGACGAUGCCAAGACGCCGGUGAAUGAGGCGCCCCGUCUGCCCAUCAGCUCUCAGAUGACUCAGUCUCUGACUGAUUCGAGCACACUGAACGACCUGGACGAGGACAGCCUCGGUGCUAUGGUUCAGUCACAGACGCAGCCCACUGUAACGACCACAGAAGAAAGCGAAGCACUCACAGUGGUCACUAGUCCGUUGGACACCUCAUCGCCGCGGGUGCUCGAUCAGUUUGCGUCAAUGCUGGCUGCUGGCAAGCCGGACGUAUCCACACCUAGCAGCUCCGACCAGCAACCAAAGACCACACAGUCGACAAUGACCACAAACAGCAGCGCCAGCAGCUCCACCCCAGCCCCUGCGCCGCCCAAGGAAACGGACGAGGACAUGCAGAUCCAGUUCGAGUACGUGCGUGCGCUGCAGCAGCGCAUUUCGCAGAUCAGCACACAGCGCCGCAAGAGCUCCAAGGGGGAGGCGCCCAAUCUGCAGCAGCCAACUGUGAUAGAAGCGACCAAUGUGCUGCAGGCGCCAGCAGCGGAUGGGCAGAGGGCAGGCGCUGAGAACGGCACGACUGCAGGCGUGCGACCCAGGAGUGGCAGCUCGGCAAGCAAAGUACCUGAGAUACCGACGCUCAACAGCAAGCUGGAGGAGAUCAGCAAGGAACGCACCAAGCAAAAGGAUCUCAUACACGAUCUGGUCAUGGACAAGCUGCAGUCCAAGAAGCAACUGAAUGCCGAGAAGCGUCUGCAUCGCAGCCGGCAGCGCAGCCUCUUGACCAGCGGCUAUGCCAGCGGUGCUAGUCUGAGUCCCACGCCCAAAUUGGCCGCUGCCAGCAGCUCCAGCGAUGCCAACUGCAGCAGCCAGGCGCACUACCAUGUCUCGACAGCUGCCGAGCAGUUGCCCAGCCGGCCAAGCCAGCCACCGAAUGACGUUUUCGUGCAGCCCAAUCCGCUACAGAAGUCCGCAACAGCAUCCUAUGUUUCGCCCUAUCGCACAAAGCAGCCGGCGUUGCGCACAGCAGAUCUUUACAAGUCGCGUCCCUUCAGCGAGCACAUCGAUGCGGAGCAAUUGAGUCUUCUGGAGCGGCAUAAGCUCAAUAAGACAGCCUCGUUCAGCUACGGUAAAGUGGAUGAGCUGACAACACCCAAUGCGCCAGUGCGUCCGCAUCGCAACGGCAACCAUGGUCAAAGUCAGCGGCAGAUCGAUCAAGCUGCCGAUGUGGGCAUCUCCUCAACGUCCACAGAGAAUCUGCGCAGCGAGGCGAGAGCACGCGCUCGCCUAAAGUCCAACACAGAACUGGGCCUGAGUCCCGAGGAGAAGAUGCAAUUACUACGCAAGCGACUACACUACGAACAGAACAGCGCCAUUAAGGCGAAGCAGCAGGAUGCAGUUGCCGGCGACCUCACGGCACGUGCUCGAAAAAUGAGCGCCUCCAAAAGUGUCAACGAUCUGGCCUACAUGGUUGCCCAUGGCCCACAGCAGCCACUGCGCAUGGAGAGCGAGGCCGUGAGCAAGGCCAAAGCUGCAGACUUUAUAUCGGAUCCCAAUUUGGCGGCCAGUGCGCAGGAUAAGCCGCAGCAGAGCAAGCCCAGUAGCAAGCGGCAUAAGGAUCCAGAACGUCGCAAAAGUCUUAUACAAUCCUUGUCCAGCUUCUUUCACAAGAGCAGCAACAACUCGACAACCGCCUCGGCGUCCAACAGUCCCAAGGAACUGGGCGGCGCUGUAGCUGCCUGUCACUCUGAGCAUGCAGAGCGUCCGGGCACUAGCAGCAGCGGCACGCCCACGAUCUCCGACGCAGGCAGCGGCGGCGGCGGCGGUGGCGUCUUCAGCCGCUUCCGCAUUUCACCCAAAUCGAAGGAGAAGUCUAAGUCUUGCUUUGAUCUGCGGAAUUUCGGUUUUGGUGACAAGGAUAUGUUCACAAACAAUGCAACAUUGCCAACAAGCACAACAGCAGCAACAAUCACAACUCAAACGAAACACGCCCAAGAUUACCUCAACACAACGAACAACAGUCGCUAUCGAAAGCAACCGAACACCGAAUCGUUCUCAUCGUCCAGCCCGCAGCUCUAUAUACACAAUCCCCAUCAUUUGGCCGCAGCGAUUGCCAUGGAUGACCAGAUCCCGCCACCCAUACCGCCUUUGCCACUGAAUUAUCAAAGAUCCGAUGAUGAGAGCAACGCUAACGAGACACGAGAGCAUAAGAAGCAACGUGCCAUAUCGAAGGCUUCGCGACAGGCUGAGCUCAAGCGAUUGCGAAUCGCUCAAGAAAUACAGCGUGAACAGGAGGAGCUCGAGGUGCAAUUGAAGGAACUGGAGGCUCGAGGCGUUCUAAUUGAGAAAGCCUUGCGCGGCGAAGCGGCGAACUACGAAAAUCUCGAUGCAACUAAGGACAAUGACGACAAGCUUUUAAAGGAACUUUUGGAAAUUUGGCGCAAUAUCACAGCCCUAAAAAAACGUGAUGAGGAACUCACUAUAAGACAACAGGAACUGCAACUGGAAUAUCGACAUGCUCAGCUUAAAGAGGAGCUCAAUUUGCGCUUGUCUUGCAAUAAACUAGACAAGAGCUCCGCCGAUGUAGCUGCGGAGGGUGCAAUACUCAAUGAGAUGCUGGAAAUAGUGGCUAAACGUGCCUCGUUACGACCAACCGCCUCACAGGUGGAUCUUACUGCAGCCGGCACGGCAUCAAGCUCAACGGACGCGGGCAUCACACUAACCGGUCAUUCGCAUGAACAGGAGGAAUCGAAUAUUUGAAUUUUAAAUUUGCCUUGGGGUUUACUGGCUAAUGAGAUCUGGCAAGGAUUUAUACGCCUAAAUACUUAAGCAGAAAUGUACCAAAAAGCAAAACACAAAAAACAAUAAUGAUAACGAUACUAAGAACAGAGAGCUGUAAGAUAAACGAGCAAAAUAUACGCCGAGCGAGCACUCUGGCGGAAUAGUUUAUAAUAUAGUCGCUUAAGAUAUUU